GCAGGAAAGUUUGCAGGCCUCCUGUUGAGCCAUCUCUGCCCUAACAGCGCCGACAACACAACUCAACCGGGAGAAGGCGUAGAGACCUGCAGAAGGGCGACAAUCCCGCAGGUUUCUGUGCACCUUCCCCGUGUUUGUCACCACGGAACCAUCGCCGAGCGCAGGGACCUGAAGCGGAGCCGAAGGGGCAGAGCAGCGAAGCCCGGCACAGCCCGGGGAGUUCCCCCCGAGCCCGGCCGUGCGCGUCCCACCCCCGGCCCUGACGCGUUAAUGAAAUGCUAAUUACCGGGGCGCCGAGCCGGCCGGGCUGCCCGCGCCCAUAAAACCCGGUGCCGGGCUCUGCCCGCCGCCAGCCCGCCGCCAUGCAGGGCGCCCCCCCGGCGGCGCUGCACCUCCUCACCUCCUGCUUCAUCGACGGCGGCGCGGGCCGGCGGCACGGCGAGGAGCGAGCGGAGCCAGCGCCGCCGCGGCCCGGCCCCGCCGAGGAGCCCUCAGCGGCGGGGCGCGGGGGGCGCCCGCCCGGCCAUGAGGCGGCGGCGGCGGGGGGGGGCGGCGAGGCGCCGGCUCCGCUGAGGAGAAAGCAGCGGCGGUACCGCACCACGUUCAGCACCUUCCAGCUGGAGGAGCUGGAGCGAGCCUUCCGCAAGUCGCACUACCCCGACGUGUUCACCAGGGAGGAGCUGGCCGGCCGCCUGGAGCUGACCGAGGCCCGCGUCCAGGUCUGGUUCCAAAACAGAAGGGCAAAGUGGAGGAAACGUGAAAAAACUGAAAUUCUGGGGACUGUUCCAGGAAUCUCCUUAACGCACCCACUUGGUCUAUUUUUGGAUGUUCCACUGAGUCAUUCCCCCAUCCUAGAUCACACGUGGAGGUCAAUGCCUUUUUCAACAUUGGCUGUGCCAUCCAUCUCUUCAGCCUUUAGUCCUUCAACCCUAGGGCCAUUUGGCCUCAGCAGCCUUACCUGGACUUCUCUCUUCAGAAAUCCUAUUUUAAAUCCACAUUUUGGAAGGUUUCUCAAUGCUUUAAAUCCUCUCAUGACAACAGCUUCAGUACUAAUGAAAGCUCCUGGACCCCCGUCAGACCCUGCUCUUACUGCCUUCACUGAUCCAGCAGCGGUUGAAAGGAAAACGUCGAGCAUUGCAGCACUAAGGCUCAAAGCGAAAGAACAUUCAGCACAAAUCCCUCAAUUAAACCUCAUCUCCAGUCUUACAAACACUAACAAAGAACUUUGUUAGAAGCUCUCCCACAGACUGCAGCCACAGAGGGGAAAGUGAAUGCCUUCCCCAAUAAGUAGCGCCUGUUAGAGACAUUUAAAGAAAAAAAAAAGGAGAAAACACACACAUCCAGCUGUAGUUCAUCCAACUUCAGCAAUGGACUAAGAGGAGGUAACCCUGCUAAAAUUUUUCCUUUAUUACAACAUGAAAUCCUGUAGCAAGUUGACUUUUGUCAUCAUUUUUAUACAGAGUGAAUUUCUGACACUACAGAAAUAAGCAGGAACUGCCCUCGUCUUUAUAACUCAGGCUACAAUGAAACUGAAGCUUCGAAAUCCCUUAAGUCACUGGAUGCUAGUUCACAUUUGAAAUAAUUUGUAGGAAUAACUUCAGUCUCAUAAGCAAUUCUUAACUCAUUUCUCAGGAGGAACUCUUACAUACAGUACUUUAGACAGUAAGAACCAGUACGCUGAUAUGUUCUUAACUUUGAAAACCUGCUUCAUGUUGAAGUACAGAUGCCAAUGAAAUCUCACAUUUUAGACAGACUUAGCAGGAAGGAGACUUAGACUAUUUUCAGUAUAGGCUUUCGAUUCAGAACUACGUUUGUAUAAAGUAAAUCUUGUUUCAAUCAAGAAAUGUUUAUGUUCAGAGUGGCAAUGUUUUAAUAAUUAAAAAAUACACUUCGUAUUUGAAAACUGUACCCUGUGACAAUAGGUUAUUAAUGUGCAGUAAAUUGUGUGUAGUUCUCUGUGCACAUAGACACAUCAGUAAGUAGCUAAUAGCUGUAAAUAUGAGGUUACUGACUACUUUUAGCAUGACUAAUGGCACAUAUUAUGAGACCACUAAGUUAACAGAUCGCUUGUAUAUUUCCAUGUUUCAUGCCUUGAAUAGAUUGAGAAUUUAAGCAAAAAUUAAAUGUGAUGUGUUAAAUUCUUCCUUGGACUGAUGUUGAAAUGACUAAGCAGAGGUUCUGCUAACCAGAAGUCUCUUGUUCAGCCAAAUCAUCAACUCCUUUUCUGGCUUUGGACAAAUCUUUUCAAAGUUUUUGCUGAACUUCCCCAUCCAUCAAAUAGACUGUGAACAACUAUCCCAGCUCUAGACUUUGCAGCUUACUUGCCUACCUCACAGGGCUGUUGUGAGGACUGAUUAAACAAAUGUGGUAGAGCUACA
This is a messenger RNA of Anas platyrhynchos (mallard), 2378 nucleotides long. RefSeq names its product ESX homeobox 1 (gene ESX1). Gene Ontology annotation, molecular function: DNA-binding transcription factor activity, RNA polymerase II-specific; RNA polymerase II transcription regulatory region sequence-specific DNA binding. The record is from RefSeq and is a predicted model, not a curated record. Gene Ontology annotation, biological process: regulation of transcription by RNA polymerase II. NCBI's taxonomy places the organism in Eukaryota, Metazoa, Chordata, Aves, Anseriformes, Anatidae.